AUGCAAUGCGCCGCAAAGCAGAGCAUUGAAAGACAAAAACAACGUCUUGUAUUGCCGCUGUAUCAAAUUAUGCAAGGACCGGGCAUGAUACGACAGCGCGUUGAUGGGGGUGAAGGUGUAAGGGAGAUAGAAAGGCGGGUAGGAGGAGAUUACCUAAGUCAUGGGGAUGCAAGCCUUCGGCCUUCGAGGAAGGAACGACACUAUACGGUGAAUCCACCAACUGAGGCAAGUCGGCAGGCAGGCCAUCAAGCAGGCAUAGACCUUGACAUUGUUUGCUUGCAAUAUCCGAUAUACGGUAAAUUGCCAACAAAUCAGUUCCUCAAAAUUACUGAGUGUAGUUCUCAUGAUGAUGACAGUCUACAGAGUGCAAAUAGGCUGGAUAAACUUUCAUGUUCUGAAACACGCCUAGUUCAAGCUACUUUUUACGAUUAUAUACCUUAA
Messenger RNA from Fusarium graminearum PH-1, 441 nucleotides. RefSeq lists its product as uncharacterized. The record is from RefSeq and is a predicted model, not a curated record. The coding region runs from base 1 to 441 and encodes 146 amino acids. Lineage: Eukaryota; Fungi; Ascomycota; Sordariomycetes; Hypocreales; Nectriaceae. The transcript is spliced from 3 exons.